This is a messenger RNA of Telopea speciosissima, 1797 nucleotides long. Its product is annotated as cytochrome P450 704C1. The coding region runs from base 70 to 1605 and encodes 511 amino acids. The record is from RefSeq and is a predicted model, not a curated record. NCBI's taxonomy places the organism in Eukaryota, Viridiplantae, Streptophyta, Magnoliopsida, Proteales, Proteaceae. Gene Ontology annotation, molecular function: iron ion binding; monooxygenase activity; oxidoreductase activity, acting on paired donors, with incorporation or reduction of molecular oxygen. The transcript is spliced from 6 exons.
UAGAUCUAUCCAGGAAUUGAAGAUAAAUAAGCUACGGUGCAGCUCCUUCUUCCUUACCAGUUUACCAAUAUGGAGCUUAUGGGUUUUCUCUCCAAUCCUAUAUCCUUCACAGUUGCAGCCUUUGCUGUGACACUUUCUAUAUUCACCUUCUUCAAAGUAUUUACAGGGAAGAAGCAGAGAUAUCACCCUAUUGCAGGCACCAUUUUCAAUCAGUUACUGAACUUCAACAGGUUACAUGAUUACAUGACUGAGCUUUCUGCCAAAUAUGGAACUUAUAGGUUGCUCAGCCCUUUCCGUAAUGAGGUCUAUACAGCAGACCCUGCAAAUGUUGAGUACAUACUCAAAACAAACUUCCCAAAUUAUGGAAAGGGGUGGCAUAACUACAGCAUUUUGAGUGAUCUCCUCGGUGAUGGGAUCUUUACUGUCGAUGGUGAGAAGUGGCGCCAUCAGAGAAAGGUGUCAAGUUAUGAGUUCUCAGCAAAGGUGUUAAGGGACUUCAGCAGCAUAGUUUUCCGAAGGAAUGCAGUAAGACUUGCACAAAAACUAUCUGAGGCUGCAACCUCUAAUGAGGUCUUUGAUAUUCAAGAUCUAUUCAUGAAAUCUACCUUGGACUCAAUUUUCAAAGUGGGAUUCGGUGUAGAACUGGAUAGUAUGGGUGGAUCAACAGAGGGGGCCAAGUUUGCCAAUGCUUUUGAUGAUUCAAGUGCUCUGACACUAUGGCGUUAUGUUGAUAUUCUUUGGCCGAUCAAGAAGUAUCUGAAUAUUGGAUCCGAAGCGGAAUUAAGGAAAAAUCUCAAAGUGAUCGACAGUUUCAUGUAUAAACUAAUCCGCAAAAGGAUUGAACAGAAUAAAAACUCACCUAGUGAAGUUUCAUUAAAGAAAGACGAUAUCUUGUCGAGAUUCCUGGAAUUGAAUGAGACUGAUCCAAAGUACUUGAGAGACAUUGUCCUAAAUUUCUUAGUUGCAGGCAGAGACACAACAGCAACUACCCUUUCCUGGUUUCUUUACAUGCUCUGCAAGCAUCCUCACAUACAGGAAAAAAUUGCAAAAGAAGUGAAGGAAGCCACUAAUAUGAAUGAGAAUAAAUCAUUCAAUGAGUUUGCAGCAAGUCUGACUGAGGAAAACCUUGACAAGAUGCAAUAUCUUUUUGCAGCAUUAACUGAAACUCUAAGACUUUAUCCUGCAGUUGCUGUGGAUGGAAAAAUUUGUUUUUCAGAUGAUACCUUGCCAGAUGGAUACAGUGUUAAAAAAGGAGACAUGAUUGCCUACCAACCUUAUGUCAUGGGCAGGAUGAAAUUCAUAUGGGGUGAAGAUGCUGCAGAGUUCAAGCCAGAAAGAUGGUUUGAUGAAGAUGGAGUUUUCCAACAAGAAAGCCCUUCAAAGUUCACAGCUUUCCAGGCUGGCCCAAGAAUUUGUAUUGGAAAGGAGUUUGCUUAUCGGCAGAUGAGGAUCUUUUCAGCUCUCCUGUUAGGCUGCUUUGUGUUCAAGCUGAAUGAUGAAAAGAAACCAGUCCACUACAGAACCAUGCUCAAUCUUCACAUUGAUGGAGGCCUUUUUCUCCGUGUCUCCCAGAGACUGGGGUCAGAAAAACCUAUAAAUGCAUAAGACGUCUGUGCUUCCUUCAUGUCUGCAAUAAUUUCGUUCUUCAUACAACAGUUGCUUGUACAAAACUAUAAGCCAAAUCUAAGGAGCACUAUAAUGUUUUUUCUUCCAUGAUGUACUUGUUUUGAGGUCCCUCUGUGAUUUAGAAUGGGCUCCUAAAAGUGUCAAGGUUGAAUCUGUAUACUUAUCUAUGGA